CACCUGAAAUGGAUGUCUUCAGGAUGAAGCUAGUGUGCAUGUGUGUUGUGCAGCAGGCCCUGUGCUCACUCCCUAGUACUAGUUUUCAAAAAGAAAAUGAGAGAGAGAGAGAGAGAGAGAGAGAGAGAGAGAGAGAGAGAGAGAGAGAGAAGAGGCUGGGACUUGUAACCCUAUGACUGACUGAGGAGGCUGGGGCAAGAAGACUGGGAGUUGAAGGGGCAGCCUUGGCUACACUGGGAAACAAAGCUGUCCUGGACAGCUUUGUGGAUGUGAUAUAUAUUUUUUUAAUGCUUAUUUUCAGCUGCCUGGGGCAAAAUAUGAAUUCAAUAUUAUUUUUUUCUGUAUUUUAAAUUAUAGAAUCCAAGUCUUCACUAAAUUUAUUCCAUGUUACUUUUAAAGCAAUAGCCCCACCUAAUACUUUCUGUCCUCAUCAGCAGUGCUGUUGACAUUUAUGCAAAACACAUAAAGCCUAGAUAAAUAUUACAAUAAUAUAAUAGUUAAUAUUCCUGACCUUCUGAUGGUUCUUGGGCCAGAGAAUAAUCAGCACAUCUCUUCACACAAAUAUUUAAAGAGUGUCACAAACAAUCCUAGUGGGAUUUCCUUGGACUAAGAUCCUGAGUUCUGGUGAAAAAGGACAGAAAGACAGGAAAUUCAGGAGACAUGAGUCUGGAACAUUCACCUCAACCUCAAUUCCAAAGUCUAGUUUAUGUUUUUGACCAUUUGAAAGUCAAGUGUCAAUGUAAACAUCUCAAACAAGAGUAACAAGACAACUCAUAAACUGCUUAAGGACAAACAUGUGACUUUGAGCACAAAUGCCAGCCCUCCCCCGUCUCAUCCCUAAACAGUGCAUCUCAUAGACAACCUUGUGAAUUCAUUCCCAAAAAGAAAUUCUUGAAAAGAAACAAAUAACACCUCAAAAAUUAAUUAAUUUUUGAACUGCUUUAUUAAGCUUUAAACAUGGUUGAUCAGUGUAAGUUCAAAACUAAGGAAACACACAUCCAGAUACCCACACCCCGCCCCCCCCACACCCUUGCAGUGCUAGAUUUGAAUGUAGGCUCUACCCCAUGCUAAAUAGGUGCUUUACUACCAAGACUCAUCCCCAGUGUUUUCUGUACCAUUUUUAUUUGGGGACAGUGUUUUACUAGGUUUAUUUACUUUACAGCUCAGGUUUGCUUUGAACUUGGAUCAUCUCUCAAGUAGCUAGGGUUACAGGUUGGCACACCAGGCCUAGACAGACAACUAACUGUUAAGACAGAAGCACAAACAUUUUCCUGAGACACAGGCACCUACCCAUCCUCAUUUUUUUUCUUAAUAAACAACUUUUCCUCAUAUUGUCUUGAACUUUUCUAUAGCAUAAGUUGAGAUCCCUGCCUCACAAGGGUAGGUAUCUCCAGAAAGAACUUGGGCUGUAUGGCUGCUGCCUUAGACCAUACGUUCUACUUCAGUUGAUAUAAUCACACUACCCUGUCUUAGUAUGGACUGCCUAUUUUCCCCUUCUACCCUUUUCAUGUAUCAUGUUCUCUCCUUUUUCUCUUCUUCUUUUGACAUGUUUUCAUUUUCUAGUCCAAGGUGACCUCAAAACUCACAGCAAUCCUCCCUCCCUCAGGAGGGAAUUAUCAGCAAGUUGCUACCAUGCCCAGCUGUGAGCACUCUUAUUUACAGACAUAUUCCAUGGAAAAAGUUCCGGAAAGAACAUCUCUCUAAAACAUCUGCAGGCAUGUCUACCACCAGCCUAGCCAUGUUAGGAGAUUGGAAACUGUGAUUCCAGCUUUAUAAUUUUAUAAUUAAGGGUUAGGCACUGUGUCUGCUCAUCUAGAGGUAAAUAAGCCAUAGGAAGUGGGCUAUUGGUGGUGUUCAGUUGGAAAGGACUAGCAAACUCUUUGAUAAUAGCCUUAGCCUGGCUGAUUUGACUACAUAGGUGCCAUUGGUAAGAUGUUUAUCAUCGCACCCGAAGCCCUUCUCUUAAGAUUCAGGGGGAAUAGUGUGCCUUUACAUGCUCUGCAGAGUGUUUAUUAGGCCGUGCUCCCUUCAAGAAGGGCUCACCUUGGAGUUUUGGGAUAGUUCUAGGAACACCGUCUAAUUCCACAGUGAGACAGUCAAGACAUCUGUGUUACUUCCGUCAUGUAUAUACAUAAUUUCAGUGAAAAUUUGGGCCUGCAUAAUUGAUUUUCUUUACUCGUUAGAAGCCACAUAUGUAAAAGACCCCUCCCAAGAUGUUGGAUACCUUUUCUACUAAAAGUUACCUUUGAAUUAGCAAAGAAAAGAGAAAGUUUUCUUCUUCUUCUUGAAUUUGAUUGAAAAUCAAGGACUUUUUCCACUAGUUCUGGCUUGCAGGAACAUUUGUCAAUAUAGGGUAAAAAGUCGGGUGGAAUCCAGGUCCCCGUGGGUCACCUGGUGUCAUAACCUGAGCAAUUCUGCAGUGAGCACAUAUGCAAGAUUCCACUUUUGGGGGGAAAAGAAACACAAAUGUCCCUUCUCCAGGGGCGGGGGAGGCGCCUGGGGAUGCACCAAUCACAGCGCGCCCUGCUCUAUAUAAGGCCCCCCCCCAGUACACCCCCCCUGCUACCUCGGCGCUGUUGCCUCUCUUUUACUUUUUCUCAUUGGAUGUGGCUCUUGAUCAGCUCUUGACUAUGUCGGAAACAGCUCCUGCGGCCUCAAGUACCCUUGUUCCAGCUCCUGUGGAGAAACCUUCAGCUAAAAGGCGAGGGAAGAAGCCAGGCCUGGCCACUGCUCGCAAACCUCGGGGUUUCUCGGUUUCCAAGUUGAUUCCUGAGGCCCUUUCCACGUCUCAGGAACGGGCAGGAAUGUCCCUUGCUGCCCUGAAGAAAGCCCUGGCUGCAGCUGGCUAUGAUGUGGAGAAGAACAAUAGCCGCAUCAAGCUGGCCCUCAAGAGACUUGUGAAUAAGGGAGUCCUGGUGCAGACCAAGGGCACCGGUGCCUCAGGCUCCUUCAAGCUCAGCAAGAAGGCGGUUUCUGGGAACGAUAAAGGAAAGGGCAAGAAAUCUGCUUCUGCCAAGGCUAAGAAGCUGGGCUUGUCCAGGGCCUCGAGAUCACCCAAGAGUAGCAAGACCAAGGCUGUCAAGAAGCCAAAGGCUACGCCCACAAAAGCUUCUGGGAGCAGAAGGAAGACCAAAGGGGCCAAGGGCGUGCAGCAGCGCAAAAGCCCCGCCAAAGCGAGGGCAGCCACCUCUAACUCUGGGAAGGCAAAGAUGGUUAUGCAGAAGACGGAUCUGAGGAAGGCAGCAGGGAAGAAGUGAGUUUCAAAGCCAGUUUUCAAAAACCCAAAGGCUCUUUUAAGAGCCACUUACAUACUUCUUAAAAUGGCCAAACACUUUGGACCAAAGUUAAAGGUGGGGAGUUACUUCAGGUCGACCUGUUGCCUAAACCCUAGAGUGGAAACCUAGGGUCCCUAUGUGUAGAAUAUUUCCAAAUUUGGUUGUGUAUUAGUGUCUUUACACCAGAAUAAAGGUCACUAUUGAAACACACAAUG
Messenger RNA from Arvicanthis niloticus (Nile rat), 3490 nucleotides. RefSeq names its product H1.6 linker histone, cluster member (gene H1-6). Gene Ontology annotation, molecular function: DNA binding; structural constituent of chromatin. The record is from RefSeq and is a predicted model, not a curated record. Gene Ontology annotation, cellular component: nucleosome. Gene Ontology annotation, biological process: nucleosome assembly. Lineage: Eukaryota; Metazoa; Chordata; Mammalia; Rodentia; Muridae.